This is a messenger RNA of Ictalurus furcatus (blue catfish), 1246 nucleotides long. RefSeq lists its product as uncharacterized. Bases 159 to 839 code for a protein of 226 amino acids. The record is from RefSeq and is a predicted model, not a curated record. Gene Ontology annotation, biological process: regulation of transcription by RNA polymerase II. Lineage: Eukaryota; Metazoa; Chordata; Actinopteri; Siluriformes; Ictaluridae. Gene Ontology annotation, cellular component: nucleus; transcription regulator complex. The transcript has a single exon.
GUCGCGCGCGUGUGCGGAGCUGCGCGUCAGUACGCGCUGAUUGGUUGAGCGGUGAAGCACAUCCGUUAGCGUAUCCGGAAAUGUUGAGAUGAGACCCAAGAAACUCUCGAGCUAAACCAGACUUAAAAAAACAAAAACAAACCCAGCAUAAAAGCGGAAUGGGGCAGUUUGAAGAUCAGUUGGCAGAAGAAGUGCGACGUUAUAAGCACCUAUACGACCCUUCUUCAAAACAUUACAAACACAGUGACGUGAUGAUGAAGUCCUGGAUGGAAAUAGGCAAAACACUGGGCGAAGAUCCGGAGGUGUGCAUGAAGAAAUGGAAAGCAAUUCGAGAUAAAUUUGUGCGUCUGAAAAAAAAGUUCAAGACCAGAAAUGGGGACUCCGGGCCGGAUGAAGACAAAGAACCCGAGUACUGUAUGAGGUUGUCAUGGCUCAACGGGUUUAUUAAACACCGAGACACGAAGAACGACAUGGUCUCUAAAAGUGAGGUGGGAGAGUGGAGGCGGAGUACAGUUCCGCACGCGACGUGUAGCGACGACGACUCUGCGUGCACGGAAGUGUCGUCAGUGAGCCAGCCAGUCAAGAAGAGGAAGCGAGUCUCCAAAGGGGAGGACAUUGUGGACAAAAUAGCAACUUUACGUCAGGAAAUGGUGAACUGUACGGCUCUGGUGUCCCAGCUGAGCGCCAUCACUGAAUCCCGCCGGAGCAGCGACGAGUUUUUCACUUUUGCCCAGGCUGUAGCGGACUCUCUCCGGAAACUCCCUCCUGAGCGAGUGGAAGCUACCAAAGUCAAACUGUUUACUGUGCUUGGAGAAGCACACAGUGCAGCCGGACUUUAGGAAUUUAAAACCCCUCUCUAUAUUUUUCUGCUUUAUGUUUGGUCGAUGUUAUGCACAAGUAUCUAACAAUUUCUGUUUUUACACCACAUGUUCCUCUGUUCCAACAAUGAGCUGCCAGCAUUCUUACAAUGUACAACAUAGUAGUUAUUUUUAUAUUAAACUGAAAUGGUUCACAACUUUUACUGUUUCGUUAAUUUUUGUCUUGGUGGCUUUUAAAGCAUGAACAUUUAUCCACAGUUCUAGUCAGACAUACAGUGCCUUCCACUAAUAUUGGCACCCUUGGUAAAUAUGAGCAAAGAGGGCUGGGGAAAUUUGUCUUUAUUGUUUAAACUUUUGAACAAAAAUACUCUGCUCUCCUGGAUAUCAAACAAUUGCAAACAAAACACAGGUUUAUAUAAAAAAAAAAU